AUGUCCGUUAGCCACCCAUCAAAAAAUGGUCUCUUAUUACUCUUACAAGCAGCCAAAAAGCUGGAUGAAGAAGAAUCGUUACACCGCUAUUCACAUAAUUCUGAAAAAUGGGAACAUCGACAUUCUCAACGGAAUUAUGCAGAGACGAACUCAUCAACCUAUUCCUCUCACAACUAUGGCACACAAAAACGACCUGUUACAUCUGUGAGAUGCACUCAUAAUGAACUUGAAAAGAGUCGUCGUGCCCAUCUUCGUACAUGUAUGGAAACGCUAAAAGAGCGUUUGAAUUUCGAUAAUGACGUCCCAAGGAUAACUAUGUUAACGGUACUUAAGAAGGCGACGGCUACAAUACAGCUCUUGAAGCAGAAGAAACAAUGCCUAGAAAGUUAUGAGGAUAGUGAAAAACAGAGAUGCGCCCAGUUGCUGAAGCGACGUCAAGCACUUCGAAAGAAGUUGGAAGAAAAACGUAGCCGAUCACUGAAAUUGCAGAAUUGGAAAGAACGAAACCGCAAUUGUUCAGAAUGUUCUAUUGCAACUACAUCUUCAGAUGAUUCUGAAAUGGAUUUACGAUCGGGUACUGGGUCAACUCCACCUACACAAUCGCUUAAUAAUGGCAUACAACUACCUAAUACGGCAGCAGCGGGAAUCAAUACAUGUACAAAUGAUCCAAAUUAUAUUAUACAAUUGUCUAAACAUAGAAGUCUCAGCUCACCAACAGGUACUAUGAGCAGUUCACCUGUUGGUUUGGAUGCUUUUGAUGCUAGUAGCUCUGAUUCAGGAUUUGAGGAAAUUACUAUUACCUCAAGUGGCAUAAUGUCUCCAAAUGAUAACUCAAUGGCCUAUUGCAUCAACGAUAGAUCUCAAUGUGUUACAGCAUAUCCAAACAAGGUGUGCAGGGCCUGCUAGAGAGAUAUGUUUGAUUUUUAGCCAAUUAUGUUGUUAUCCCUUUCCAUCGACUGUUUUGUUGUUCAUUCUAUACAGAAUAUUUUUCAUUUGCGUGCAUCAUAGUCAAUGCUGCGAAUUGGACAUUUUGACGGCUUUCAAUCACAUUGUGCCAAUCAAAUUCCUUACACAAUGUUUACAUUUAGUGCAGUUUAUUUAUAUAUAUGCUCAAUUUCAUCGUCGUUUGGAAUCUUCGCCUUGUUGAAAGCAUCAUGGAGCAACUAAUUUGUAGCAGUUCGACUUUCAUCUUUAUAUCAUCGUCAUCCAUAUUCUGAAUUAUAUUUACAUUUCAACUGUCGACAGAUGAACAUCAAUUAGAGGAUCACUACUAGUAAGCAGUACUGGACAGAGGUUUCGUCCUAGUUUCGAACUCUUCAGCAGUACCUUACCCACCACCAGGGUUCGAACCCAGAACUUUACGGUCGUAAAGCAAACUCGUAGACCAUUCAAAUCAAUGGGACUUCACUCAAUAGCCAGCCAAUGAAUUCCACCUUCAAUCUCUCCAACUUUCGUGGUCUUGUAGUGUACAUUGGACUUUUCAACUUUCGUUUCAACGCACUCACCCACUUUUGGCGCUACUUCAUCUUUUGAUUUGUGACUC
Trichobilharzia szidati is the source of this 1543-nucleotide messenger RNA. NCBI's taxonomy places the organism in Eukaryota, Metazoa, Platyhelminthes, Trematoda, Strigeidida, Schistosomatidae. The record is from the annotation of a GenBank genome assembly.